This is a messenger RNA of Xyrauchen texanus (razorback sucker), 2352 nucleotides long. Its product is annotated as semaphorin-7A-like. The transcript has 14 exons. Bases 1 to 1929 code for a protein of 642 amino acids. Gene Ontology annotation, biological process: positive regulation of cell migration; negative regulation of axon extension involved in axon guidance; neural crest cell migration. Gene Ontology annotation, molecular function: semaphorin receptor binding; chemorepellent activity; integrin binding. Lineage: Eukaryota; Metazoa; Chordata; Actinopteri; Cypriniformes; Catostomidae. The record is from RefSeq and is a predicted model, not a curated record.
AUGCAUGUAAAAAGGCAACUCUUUUCUGUCGAUUUCAAAGGGAAUUUGGCGUAUCAUUGGUUAAUUUAUGGUGCUUGCUUUCAAUUUGUUUUUUGCUCUAAAGUUUCCUCUAAUCCCAGAUUAACUUUGAGACAAGAUGACGCUCAACUGUUUUACAACAGAACUUAUAGCCAUACAGUCCUGUUUCAUCAAGAAGCAUCAAAGAGUCUAUUGAUCGGAGGAGCAAAUGUUGUUCUUCAAGUUGAUGUUGAUAGUAUUCAGAUUUUGGAGAUCUUUACUCUGAAUCCAGAAUUACCAAAAUCAUGUGGUGGGUGUUCUUGUGAAAAUGUGGUGACCGUAAUUGAAAGAUUUCAAGAUUUUACAUUUGUAUGUGGGACAAAUGGAGAAGAUCCAAAGUGUUGGAAACUGUAUCCCAGAGAAAGCAAUCAUUCUAAUGAGGUUAUAGAAGGCACAGGGAUCUCACCUCACACAUAUACACAAAACUCCUUAUCCCUGAUGGCAGAUGGAGACCUUUAUGCCGCAGCUCCUCUGUACAGUGAUGGUACCCUGCUACAGUUUCGUAGAAAAGCUGGCAGUCGAAAAAGUUUGUGGAUGUAUGAUCAAUGGGUCUCAGAACCUACGUUUAUCUCUAGCUUUCUGGCCAAGCGUACUGAUGACCCCAUGAAUGAGAAGAUUUACAUUUUAUUUCGUGAAAAAAACUCUGACACCAGUCCGGAGGCAGAUCCUUGGAUAUCAAGUGUGGCCCGUGUUUGUAAGGUUGAUGAGGGAGGUUCAAAGCAAUUACUCCAAAACAUCUGGACUUCCUUCCUCAAGGCACGGCCUGUGUGUGGGAUUCCUAGAGAGUCACUGUACUUCAAUCGUCUGCAAGAUGUUUAUGUUCAGCAUGCCAAGGACUGGCGAGACUCGCGAGUGUACGCACUCUUCUCUAGCAGCUGGAACUCUACAGCUGUUUGCAUAUACUCUUUGGCAGAGCUUGAUGCUGUGUUUGAGAAUUCUACCUUCAGAGGUUAUGACAAUACAAUACCCAGCCCAAGACCGGGAACAUGUGUGAAAAACAGCCAGUCCAUUCCCAGUGCUACCCUCAAUAUUGUUAGGAACUAUCCAGAGAUGAAGGGCUGGAUUCAUCCCAUUCACAAGGACAUGCCGUUUUUCACAAGUAAUAACAACUAUACCAAGAUAGUUGUUGACAGAGUCCAAGCUUCAGAUGAAAGCAUGCACAAUGUUCUGCUGUUGGCCACAGAGAAUGGCAUGAUCCUUAAAAUCCUAGAGGACGAGUCAAGAGCAUUCAUCAUUUCUGAGACACACCUAUGCAAUGGCUCAUCACCAAUACAGUCGAUGAAACUAGACUCUGAAAAGAGGAAGUUGUUUGUGGGAUAUCCUAGCCAGAUGUCAGUUUUUGACCUGCAGAGAUGUCAGGACUACAAUGCUUCCUGUCAGGAUUGUGUUCUUUCCCGUGAUCCAUACUGCGCUUGGACUGAACAUGGUUGCAUGGCACAAACUAAAGGAGGAAUACAAAAUAUUGCUAAUGGAGAAACGUAUGUGUGUGAACAGAAUUCAGUGGGAAGAUCCAGACGAGACUCUCAACAAUUAACAGCAGUUCCACUAAGAAUUCUACAUACUGUGCCCAAUGAUGUACCAUUCUACCUCUCUUGUCCAGUCUAUUCCAAUCAUGCCACUUACAGGUGGUUACAUGGGGACAAGAGCAGCCCAUGCCAGCAGACCCAAUCUGAAUGCCUCCUCCUCAUUCCAGCCAUGACUGAUGACAAAUACGGCAAUUACAAAUGUAUAUCCCAAGAACGUGAUUACACCAAAACUGUGAAGGAGUAUGACCUCCCUAAGCCUGCUUUAAAUGCUGCAUUCAAACUCAGAGCACAGGAAUGGAUAAUUGACGUAUUUGUCACUAUUGCCCUCUAUCUUUGCUCACUUUAAGGUCAAGGUAAUUAUAUAAAUGUCAGCACUGACGGAGCAACAGUUCAAGAGAGGGAGAUGCACAAAGCAGUCUGUGUGUGUCUGUGUGCCAGGGUGGUGGGUGCUAAAAAGCAAACCUUUUGUGGAAUGCUGAAAAGCGGUGUCUUAUUGUGAGACACUGAAAAGUACAGCAAUAAAUAUCUGAUGUGGACUGUUCACCCAGUCCCCGCUUCCUCCUUUCCACAUUAAGAACUUGGUCUGUUACCUUCUGCCUCGUCAUACUAGCAGAAGACUAGAAUCAUUUUAUGCUUGUCAUCUGUUAAGAUUAAUAAUCAUGCUGUAGUGAUGUCCAAAAGUCUGAGGCCACAUGGGAUGGAUGGAUGAAUGGAUGGAUGGAUGGAUGGUUGAAAGUGAUCAUCUCUAUGCCCUUCUCCCUUUGAAGAA